Solanum verrucosum is the source of this 1100-nucleotide messenger RNA. Its product is annotated as F-box protein CPR1-like. The coding region runs from base 1 to 1098 and encodes 365 amino acids. Lineage: Eukaryota; Viridiplantae; Streptophyta; Magnoliopsida; Solanales; Solanaceae. Gene Ontology annotation, molecular function: protein binding. The transcript has a single exon. The record is from RefSeq and is a predicted model, not a curated record.
AUGAAUCUAUCUGAAGAUGUAAUUUUUGAGAUUUUAACAAGAUUACCUGUAACUUCUUUGAUAAGAUUCAAAUGUGUUUGCAAAUUCUGGUAUUCUCUAAUCAACAACCCUAAUUUCAUCUCGAAGCAUUUGUAUAACCUAAAUAACAAACAAAAUCAUCUUCAUUUGCUAAUUAGUCGCCGCGGAAACAUUACAAAUAAAAGGAUCCUCUCAUUGUCACAAAAUGACACAUUUGAUGUUUUCAUCAAUCAAGAUUUUCCAGAAUACUUCAAUGACAAAUUUGGUCACAUAAGACUUAUAGGUCCAUGUAACGGCAUUGUUUGUUUAUGUGGUUAUCCAGAUAACAUUGUUCUAUGGAAUCCAUCAAUUAGAGAGUACAAAAUAUUACCUCAAUCACAAAUUCAACGUCUUGUUGGAUCAACAGUACGUGGGAGUGAUUUUGGAUUAGGGUUUGAUUCGAAGAAAAAUGAUUAUAAGGUAAUACAAAUUUUAUUUUGUCUAUCGAUUGAUCGUGUUUUUGUUUAUCAAGUUGAGAUAUACUCUUUGAAUACAAAUUCUUGGAAGAAGUAUAAAGGGAUUGUGCCAUCUAAAAUAAAGUAUGGUAAUACUUCAUGGAGUAUGGUUUAUGAAAAUGAGAUUUUUUGUUGGUUAGGUCAAGAUGCUGAUAAUCAUGAGGUGAUACUUUUGUUUAACAUGAGUGAAGAGAUUUUUCAAAAUAUUAAGUUACCAUCAAAUAUUGGAACUUUUGGAGAGCAAGAAAUUAAGAGGAGUGUUUGGGUGAUUGUACCAUUUAAGGAAUCAAUUUCACUUAUUGUUUAUUGUUUAAAAGAAGUGGAGAAGUGUUAUGAUAUAUGGGUGAUGAAUAAUGAAAUGGGAGUUGAAAAUUGUUGGACUAAAUUGCAAAGAAUUGGUCCUAUUUCUAGGGUGGAAAGGCCUUUAGGGUUUUGGAAAAAUGGUGAGCUAAUUUUGGAAAAUAGCUCUGGUCAAUUAGUGAUUUAUGAUCCUUCAAAUCAAGAAAUGAAGACACUUGGAUUUUAUGGGAAAAGAGGCAGGCUGGAAAUAGUUGUUUAUAAGGAGAGUUUAGUUCCAAUCAAUUGAUA